AGCAAGCUGGUGGAGCGGCAUUCGAGUGCAAGGCCCCCCCUCCCCUGGAAGCGUCCAUUCCUUUACCUAGAGCUAGCCAACGCGGGGAAAAGCUUUCGUUUCUUGCGGGAAUUCGGUUCGAGACAUCGGAUAAUUAACAAAAAGGGAAAAAGGGAAGGUAGAGCUUGUUUCCUUGCCCCGCAGGCCGGGAGAAAUGGUACGGACUGGCAUAUAUAGGCCGAGACUCCCCUGGUUUUGCAACCGCCUGCGUUCAGUAUUCUGCCCUGCGCGUGUCUCUCCUCGUGUAUUGCUCAUAUACGGAGUCAUAUUCCUUUCGGCUACUGCUCUCCUAGGGGUCAAGAUGCACGUGAAAAGCUAUUUCGCCGUGGCCCUGUCUGGGCUUCCGGUGCUUGCCACAGCCACUUCGGCUUCAUCCAACAGCAACGUGACGGCUGAGGAUGCGGCCCACUUCAAAGAGUACACCAUCAGCGCGGGGAACAUUAACGCGACCUUCAUUCCUUAUGGGGCUCGCCUCACCUCCUUGCUUGUGCCUGACCGUGAUGGCAAUGUACAGGACGUGGUAGUGGGCUACGACGACCCACUGCAGUACCUGACGGACACAGAGACUGUCCACACCUACUUCGGCGCGGUGGUAGGUCGGUACGCAAACCGCAUCAAGAACGGUACCUUCAACGUGAGGGGCCAGACGUACCACAUCCCGGAGAACGAACAUGACGGCGAAGACACCCUGCACGGGGGCUUCAUCGGUUAUGACCAGCGCAACUGGACGGUCACCAGUUAUACCGACUCCCACAUCACCUUUACAUUGCUAGACGAGGCCUUUCAAGGCUUUCCAGGAGAUGUCAUCACCCAUGCGAUCUAUAGCGUGGAUAACGAGGUCACCCCGGAGAACCCCAAGGGUCUGCCCCAAUUGACGACGAAGCUGGUGUCCCUGGCUCUGACUGAGAGGACCCCGAUCAUGCUUGCCAAUCACAUCUACUGGAACCUGAAUGCCUUCAAGGAGUCGACCAUUCUCAAUGAUACUUAUUUGGAGAUGCCCUGGUCUCCUCGGUACGUCGCUGUGGACGGCAUUGAAGUCCCCAACGGCACGAUCCUCGAGGUCUUUGAUACAUACAAUGGCGCGCUAGACUUCACAAGCAGCAAGCUGGUUGGCCAAGACAUCUUUGAGACCGAGGGUCUGUGUGGCACCGGCUGCACCGGCUACGACACCUGCUGGAUGGUCGACCGGCCGCCGUCCUACAGCGCGCCGGACUCCAUGAUCCCAUCGCUUCGGAUGAGCUCAAACACCACCGGCAUCGCCCUGGAGGUGACCACGAACCAGAACGCCCUGCAGAUCUACACCUGCAACGAGUUGGACGGGACCAUCCCUGUCCGGGCCUCGCAGCUGGAGCGUAACGAGGCCGAGGGCGACAACGCAACCUCCACGAUCAACCAAUUCGGCUGCCUCGUCAUCGAGACCGAGGGCUGGAUCGACGCCAUCAACUACCCGGAAUGGGGCCAGCAGACUACCCAGUUCUACGACCCGUUCGGCCCUCCGGCUAUCAACUGGGCAACCUACCGGUUUGAUACUAUUUCUUAAUCCUUCUGUCCAUAAGAAUCGGCUCUCCUAGGCUUUUCCUUGAGCCUCGGGCCUCGGGCCUAAAGGAAUGUUAUUCCAUCCUGUCACUCUCUCAAAAAAUCCUAUUUCACACAAUCAGGAUCCUGUCGCUGUCUUCCCAGUCGUCUGUCUAUCCUUAGCGCUUCGAUCGGCCACACCUUGUACAUACUGCAAGCAUACCCGA
This is a messenger RNA of Penicilliopsis zonata CBS 506.65, 1781 nucleotides long. RefSeq lists its product as hypothetical. Gene Ontology annotation, biological process: glucose metabolic process; beta-D-galactose catabolic process via UDP-galactose, Leloir pathway. The record is from RefSeq and is a predicted model, not a curated record. The transcript is spliced from 2 exons. Lineage: Eukaryota; Fungi; Ascomycota; Eurotiomycetes; Eurotiales; Aspergillaceae. Gene Ontology annotation, molecular function: carbohydrate binding; aldose 1-epimerase activity. The coding region runs from base 194 to 1579 and encodes 461 amino acids.